This is a messenger RNA of Lactuca sativa (garden lettuce), 2240 nucleotides long. Its product is annotated as zinc finger protein GAI-ASSOCIATED FACTOR 1. Gene Ontology annotation, cellular component: nucleus. Gene Ontology annotation, molecular function: DNA-binding transcription factor activity. The record is from RefSeq and is a predicted model, not a curated record. NCBI's taxonomy places the organism in Eukaryota, Viridiplantae, Streptophyta, Magnoliopsida, Asterales, Asteraceae.
CAUAAACGAAGACUUUUUGCAACCCCUCGGCCCUCGUUCGCUUUCUCUCUCUGGAUUUUCACUUUCUCUUCUAAGAUCUUUCUAUCACUUUUGUUCUUAGUUUUUGUCGAUAUUAUUAAUUUCGGCUUUGAAUUCGGAUUCUAGUGAUCUGUUUGUAUCUAUCUCUGUGGUUCGAUCAAUAGUGCUAAAAUUUAGGGAAAAUGUCUGAAACCCUUGUUUUAUACUGUUUGAGACUAAAUUCAACUUGAGCUGAGCUGAUUUUGUGCUAUGGCUUUUGUUGCUUGAUUUGCGUUAUGGUUUGAAGUAGAAACGAUCGAUGUUAGAUUGAUCCAUAGAUAGUAAUACUAAGUUUGAUAUCUAACCCUAGAAAAGUAAAAGUGCUUCCGAUACUUGAUUUGGUUGGAUAACAGAUAUCUCCUUUUUCUAAACGGAAGUAGAAGCAAACCCUAGAAUAACUAAGUCACCAUGACCACCGACUUGGACAACUCGUCGGCGGUGAACGAAUCCACGGUAUCCGGCGAAGCUAGUAUUUCCUCUCCGGGUAAUCAGACGGCGGCGCCUCCGGAAAAGCCAGUGAAAAGGAAGCGAAAUUUAGCCGGCAUGCCAGAUCCAGAUGCAGAGGUGAUUGCUCUAUCUCCCACAACAUUAAUGGCUACAAACCGAUUUGUAUGUGAGAUUUGCAACAAGGGGUUUCAAAGAGACCAGAAUUUGCAACUCCAUAGAAGAGGACACAAUUUGCCAUGGAAGCUUAAACAGAGGACAAGCAAAGAGAUUAGGAAAAGAGUCUAUGUAUGUCCUGAGCCCUCAUGUGUUCACCAUGAUCCUUCACGCGCUUUAGGAGAUCUCACAGGGAUCAAAAAACACUUCUGUAGGAAACAUGGUGAGAAGAAAUGGAAAUGCGAUCAAUGCUCAAAAAAAUACGCAGUUCAAUCCGAUUGGAAAGCUCAUCUCAAAAUAUGUGGAACCCGAGAAUACAAAUGUGAUUGUGGGACUCUGUUUUCAAGGAGAGAUAGCUUUAUCACCCACAGAGCAUUUUGUGAUGCAUUAGCAGUAGAGACUGCUAAAAGUCAACCUGAAGAUGAAGACCCAAAACCUCAAUCUGUAGAGUCAACACCACAGUCAACAUCCACAGCAUCACCACCCACACCACCACCACCUCCUCCACCCACCGCCACCCCAACACCGCCUGUAACAUCUUCAGUUUUGUGUAUUGCAAAGUCUCCAGAUUUGCCGGAAAUUUCCACCUCCAAUCAAGAUUCUAGACCCGUUUUGGACAAUUCACCACCAAUUGUGGUGGCGGCAGUGAGCGGAAGUUGUAGUGGUAGUUGCACAUCAACCAAUACAGGAAGCACAAACAGCAGUGUAUUUGCAAGCUUGUUUGCAUCAUCAACUGCAUCCAAAAUUUUACACCCGCAAACACAACCACAACCACAAACAAUUGGAUUCAAAGAUUUGAUUCGAUCCAUGAAUCAAUCAACAACACAAACACCCGAUCUAACCCUACCAUCUUCAUCUCAAGAACCCAUCUCCCUCUGCUUAUCCACCAAUCAAGGCUCUUCAAUUUUCAGAACAGCGGGCCCGGAGCUCCGCCAAUACGCCCCGCCACCUCAGCCCACCAUGUCAGCAACAGCAUUACUUCAAAAAGCUGCUCAGAUGGGUGCAUCCGCCUCAGGCGCGUCUUUACUUAGAGGAUACGGGCUUGAUGGUGGGCGGUUAGAUGACUCGGAUGUCGGUGGCGGCGGCGGCGGCGGUGGUGGUGGUGCGACAAUUGGGUUAGGGUUAGGGGUGGGGUAUGAUGGGCGGUCCGGUUUGGAAGAGCUCAUGAUGGGGACGCCAUCUGUAUACGGGCCUAAACAUGCGACUCUUGAUUUUCUUGGGUUGGGUAUGGCGGCUGGUGGUGGAACCACUAAUGGUUUAUCGGCUUUAAUGACAUCUAUUGGCGGGAGUCUUGAUGUUACAAGGGCGGUUUCGUCAUUUGGACGUGGCGGCGGUGGUGGUGGCGAGUUCACCGGAAAAGACAUGGGGAAGCAGUAGGCGAUUGGAAAUUUGGUUUAAUGGCCACGGUUUGUGAGUAGACCUACAUUUUCUCUGUGUCUGCAAUUGUAGUGUGGUAAGUGUUGAGUCUUGUUUGUAGUAAUUUAGUUUAAAUUAGUGAUAUGGAUUUUUACUAUUUUGAUGUACAUUAAUAUUUUCUUUUUAUUUGUAUAAUUAAAUCCAGAAAAGAAAGGAAAUUAUGGGAA